CGUUCGCUUCAGUGGAGCUGUUGCGGCGGCCGCAGAGCCAAAAUGGCGGAGAUUCACAGUGAGGCGUUGCAGUUGAAUAAAGAAGGCGGAAAAGUCAUGUGAGGUUUGUUUACUUCCGCCUGGAGCUCAACUGCACGUGUAGUGAAAGUGUGUACUACAGAACAUGGCUGCCAUGAAAGCCUUCAGCCCAGAGGAGACCCAGAGGAUCCUGCAUCAUCUGCAGCAGCCUGCAGUCUUCAUGAACAUGACCGGUGGCUGGCCUGUUCUCCGCUGGACUGCAGAGCACCUGUCCGACUGUCUGGGUGACAAACUCAUCAGAUUCAGACUCGGGAGGAAAGAGGAGACAAACACACCUUUGUUUGAGACCCAGUGCUCCUACGUGGAGGCCAGACUGCAGCAGUUUCUCAGCUGGACUCAGGACCAGGCCGAGGCAGACGUAGGACCUUUCUUUAAAUACCCCCGCUCACAGUACUGGGCCUACGCUGACUACAAAUACAUCGCCAUGUUAUUUCAAGACCAGCCUUCCAUGUUUGAGGAUGUAAAGUGGUCUGAGUUUGGUUUUGAGGGGCGUACUGGCAAAGAGAGCACCUUAUGGAUCGGCACAGCGGGGGCCAACACGCCGUGUCACCUGGACUCUUACGGCUUUAACCUGGUGCUGCAGGUACAGGGACGGAAGCGCUGGCACCUCUUCCCUCCAGACGACACUGUUAAACUCUACCCAACCAGGAUCCCCUAUGAGGAGUCCAGCAUCUUCAGCCAAGUGGAUGUUCUCCACCCAGACCUGAGGAGGUUCCCUAAAUUUCAGGGAGCCAGAGCGCACGUCGUCACUCUGCAGCCGGGACAGGUGCUGUACGUCCCCAGACACUGGUGGCACUACGUGGAGUCUGUGGAUCCCGUCACCGUCAGUGUCAAUUCCUGGAUCGAGCUGGAAGUGGAUGACGUGGCGAGAGUCGGGGAAGCUGUGACCAAGGCUGUUGUCUGCGCCCUUAAAAGUGACGACAACACUGGCGACUGGCUCAAUCCUACUGAGGAAGGAGUCGCAUCCCAUAAUGAGAACAUGCAGUGUGUGAACCUGGCAGUGAGAGCCUGUGCUGACAGACCGAGGAGCCUCUGCCACGGCGAGCUGACCCAGCACCCGAGAGACGGCCGUCCAGCCAAGCGGGACUCCAGAGGACAAAUCAGGAAAAACAGCGAUGUGGUCGGGGAUCCUGCGCCCUUCAGUGUUCCCUUCGGACCAAACCUCAUCCCUGUACGCUGUCAGCGGGAGCACACGCCGAAAAUCACAAAAGCUCCAGAGGUCAGAUCCUCCAGGAUGUGUGAUGUCAGGUGUCAAGAGGAGCGCGUUGUCGGCUCGGAUGCAGCACCGAGAGCCAAGUGUGCAGCUGCUGUCAGACUGCGCCAGGAACACUGUGGUGUAACUCAGUGUAGGUCAUGUGACUGUGCAGAGGGGACGUCAGAGGACUCUUCAGGCGAUUACGAGGAAUCAAUACACACAACAAUAACAACAGAUGACCUGUUAGACUGCCUGGUGCACCCUGAUGUCAUUGCCCGUGUCACUGAGCUUUUACUGGAGAGGCACACAGGAAGUCACAGCGACACAACACCCUCUUAGCUUUAAAGGUACCAUUUGUACGUCAUACAUUGACUGUUUUUUUUUUUACUAAAACUGAGAUCUGCAGCGCCUCACUCAGCUGCCUGUAACAGCCUGUGGACUGACCUCUGUGUAAAGGCCUCACGUUCCCAUGCCGUGCCUCUCGCCAGCUCUGCUACAGCGCCAACACAAGGAGUCCGUUGACAUCAACAAAUGACCCACCAGGCAGAGACAGACUUUCACUUAGUGCCCUGUGACAUCUCGAAUUUAGCCAGAGCCAGACCGAGCGCCCCAGCACCUGGGGUCUGAUCACAGACUGCCCUGAGCCGACACCGGAUCAGCAAACUUUCACUGUGAACCUCAGGGCUCGGGUUUGCACAGGCUGAAUUCAAGUUGCUACAGCGGCUAAAGUCCGAGCUGCUGUCCACUCACAGGGAAGUCAUAAAGGUGACAUGUUUAUCCGCAGACACAUUCCCUUCGUAGCUUACACGACACCUCCCUUCAAACAGCACCCACCACUAGAACAAGACAAACCCACCAACUACCUAUCUGAACCCUGCUACAAUACUACACUCAGUCUGUUUCCAUGACAUCAGAGACAACAGAUUUAUUUAAAAUCCCUGUGAACAUGUCAGUGUGAGUGAAAUGGUCCUGCAGUGAAUGUGUCACAGUGGGACUAACACACCCAGAUCAUGUGACUCCUGCAUGUAUACAGUCAAUCAGACCCAAACUGGCCGAGGCGCUCUGAGCAUGCUCCACAGUUUCCGCCCCGGGCUUUGACCCGGAAGUCCAAUAGCAUUAAAUGUGUAAGAGAAGAAGAAGCCGGUAACAACAUGGAGAAAUCUACAUCCAGAGCCGUGACUUUUUGGACGGACCAAAUGUACAGAGCUGUAAAGUUGUCCACCAUGGUAGCAGUUAGCUGCUAGCUAACCGUAGCUAACUUGUUUGUCCAUUGUUUGGUCUGUGACGUAAUAGGUCAACAGGAAAAAGGUCCAAUACUAACAAGCUGAAAGGGGGCAUAUCUCCACCUAUCGUAGAGGAGUCGCACAUACUUGGCUCAAUAAAUGGAUUCCCCUCCCGUGCUUGUAUACUGGGACAAGGACAGUAGACCAGUUAGAUGUCCUCGUCCAGCUGGAGCUGGAGCUCCACUUCACUGUCACCAUGGAAACAGACUGAGUGCAGUAAAUAAACGAGACCAAAUGUCGCAUUAAUCCACUUUAUAAUUCAUAAAACAUGAAGACGUGAUUCUUUAUAAAAAUAACGAGAUGUAGCCCUAACUCUCACCUUAACCACCUCUCUAACAAAAUACGUCAUAGCUAGCUAAUCGCUAACUUAGCAAUUUUGUUGGGACUUCCGCUUCCGGGCCGAGAGCGAAGGGGGUUGAUCGUGGACUGACACGUAGAUAUGGUGGGAAAGUCACGUAGCUGCUUCAGCUGCAGUUUCACACACUCAGAUCAACACAGCGUAGCUUAGUUACAGCUAGCUGCCUCACUUAACUUGUUUGCUCACUAAAAUUAUUGCUAGCAAAAUACUAGUUACUUGGCUAGCUUUCCAAAUUACUUCACCAGCUAACGUAAGGUGUUAACAGCUACUCCACAUGGAUCUGCAGUUGGUUGCUGAUAAAGUAAUUUGCAAACAGCAAGCCAUCGAGCAGUGGUCCAAAUACUAACGGGAACAUAACAUUUAUUUUCCAGCAUUUUAUCAACGUGAUGACGAUCAGUCACUCUUUUAGUCAGUGUCUAAGCGCGCUCUUGCGGCUACGGGGCGCAACAGAGUGUAAGCAACAGGAUCUUGUCUAAACGGUAUAAACAGACCCUUUAAUAAUCCAUAAACAACAUUUCAUGAGUCUGAAGCUCCUCAUGUCACUGGUGAUGGUCUGAGCUUCAGCAGCGAUUUCAGGCUGUCUUAGCUUUUCUGCUCUGGACGUCUCAGUGAAGUCUACAGUGAUGAAGAGCUGUGAAAAAACUCUGGCUGCAGAAAUCUAUCCUCAGAGCUGCAUGUAACGCUCUGUCAUCAGUAAGAAGUGAGAGAGGAAGGACGUAUAUCAGCGCAGACCUUCACCCUGAUCUCCUCCUCCUCCUCCUCUCAUCUGUCACGAUCCCCCUGAGAUUAACCCCGGAUACGAGAACUCAACCAAAACGAGUGACGCAACGAGCCGCUCUAACAUUUCCUCUGAUUGU
Molecule: messenger RNA, 3771 nt
Organism: Epinephelus moara (kelp grouper)
Lineage: Eukaryota; Metazoa; Chordata; Actinopteri; Perciformes; Serranidae
Gene: hspbap1
Product: hspb associated protein 1
Exons: 8
Coding region: 164-1612 (482 amino acids)
Molecular function (GO): 2-oxoglutarate-dependent dioxygenase activity
Source: RefSeq, a predicted model, not a curated record